AUGAUUGAUGAAGAUCAAGAUGGACACUAUAAACUCUGGUAUGGACUUGUACUCAUUAGUAUUGUCAUUAGCUUCAUUGAAUGGUAUAUGAGUAUACCAGCGAGCAAAUACUCGUGGAUUGUGGGCAAUACAUUGUUUGGUAUUGUAGCACUUGGUGCUGUGCCUUUGUUUUUUAGUAUGCAGCCAAGAACUAGACGUUCACAAUAUGAAGAUCUUGUGAUGGAACAAGAACAGGAUCAAAAAAUGCACAAAGUGUCGGAAGAAGAAGAGGAACAAGUUCAGAUCAUGCAAGGGGCAGAUGAGUGUUCAUCUUUGUCGUCGUCGACUUUUGAUUCAUAUGUAGAUGAAGAGUCAAGGCCAAAGGCAAAAACUCUGGUAAGGCAGCGGUCAGGAGGAGGAAGGAGUGACAAGGAGACGGCGGUUCGACAGUUGAAAAACGAACAAGGCAAACGAGAGGGACAACCAAUGACCAGAUUGAUCUGUGGUUGUGGCUUUUGCGCGUUGGUGCUGUGGCUCAUCAUGUUUUCAACGUACAGCUCUGCACGCGGAGGAGAAGUUUCGACGCGGUCCUGGUUUUUGCUGGAUUUGCUGUCACCUCUUUUGUGCAUUGUACUCUUCUGCUCCCGUGUGGGAAAAGCCCGCUUUAGUCUUGAAUACGCGGUGGUGUACAGUACGCUCAUUGUGCAUAUCCCGUUGUUUCUCGGACACCUAUGUGUGCGGCUGUUUGUGCUUGCUAAAGACUUCUCGGCUUCGUCCACGACUAGCAGUGAGUCAUGGCUCAAGCUGGCAAUUUCGGUGCUCUAUCUGAUGCUAAUGCAGAGCUACUUCUUUGUGAUCACUCACAUUGUAAACAGCAUGUCGGAACCCUUUGCGCACCCAUCGCUGCUGUAUGUGGGGCAGCUGUACUACUAUGUUUUCUGGUACAUCCUUGUGGGCUCAGACACACCCAUUGACACGUUGUACUGGGGCAUGCUGUUCCUGAACAACAUUCAUAUCGCUUUUCUCAAUACGGGCAUCUACACGGAUUUCAAGCAUGCAUCGUCAGUCUGGUUGACUGUACCGUUGUGUACCUACAUGGUGUCUUUCCUUGCAUUUUGCCUGCGCUCAACGACCUCAGCAAUAGAAGUUUCAAGAUGUCUACCGCACAAGAGAUUACCGCAAACACCAGAAAUGUUGGGGCUUAACUGCGGUGUAGCCGGAGCAGCAGCAAUGGAGACAAACGUCGAUCUAUUUCAUAUGAGCAAUGAUCACGAUUGUGAGUAUGACAGUGAGUACGACUCGGAUGGCCUUAUCGUGGCACGAAAUGUCGACGAAAACAAAAGUAGUAUUGGCAAGUUGCCAUCCUGGCAAGCAAUUGGUAGCAGAAAUCGUGAACGAGACCGAAUUCGGAGAGAUGCCCACACUUCGACUGUUGACAUUAUAUCGUCGUCUCAAAAGACGGGCAUAUGCAAGACAUUGACUUUGCGCGACAAAUGUUCGCAUACGCAAAUGAAUUGCCAAAACUGUGUCAGCGAAACAAGUGAAUUCUCUCGAUCUGGUAGCGGCAAUACGGUUUCUGCAACUUUAGCGACAAAUUCUUCCUUGAGGGCAGCUACCAGCGACGCUCUGAGACCACUCUAUUUUCUUAUGAAGCUAGCGGAACAAGACAAUAUGGCCGAUACGACAGCACUAAUAUUAGUGCCUUCACUUUUGACGCUACUAGCUGUGUUUGAGAAGCCAGGUAAUGCUCUUUCCGUGCUACACGACCAGAAAAAUCUGUGGCUGCGCUGUGUGUGCAUGUUUGUUGGUCGACUUGGUGGUGCAUUCCUUGCACGUGAAAUCUUCACCUGUAAAUUGCGGUCACGUUUGCGCUCUUCAUCCGAAAACUUGGGCAAGACAGCACAGUCUGAUGCUAUCAGUGGCUUCAUCGAUGGCAUGCCUGCCCGACUCUGGAUACAGCGUCUGAUGUUACAAGACUUUCACGCCCAAUUUUGGUAUCUCACCGCUGUGACCAUCGUGGUCACUUUCGGCUGUUUUGCCCGUGUGGACUUGCCACUGCGCUUUGCACUACUUUCAUGA
This is a messenger RNA of Peronospora belbahrii, 2058 nucleotides long. Lineage: Eukaryota; Oomycota; Peronosporomycetes; Peronosporales; Peronosporaceae. The record is from the annotation of a GenBank genome assembly.